AUGUCCUACCUCAACACCAGCAACGGCGUUUUGACGCCCUCGUCGUCAUCCCUCUCCAGCAUCGGCGACGAGAUCGUGACCACUGGGUUGCAAGUAAACUCACAACACAGACGACGGCGGGCGCCAGCGUCGGCGCGGUCACUCCCGCAAGAGCGCACGGCCAUGUAUGUCGGCUCGAGCAGUCAGGAGGACAACGACUCGAGCGAUACCGAUGACGAGGACAGGCGACUCGCCAGCUCGGCGGAGAACAUUGCAUCGGCGCCCGAGGAUGACGAAGCGGACGAUUCAUCGGGGGACGACGACGACGAGUCCGAUGAUGGCGACAACGCCACGGCCUUGGCUGGGCGCACAGCGGAUCGACCGACCUUUCAGCCACAGCCCAAUGCCUUCUCGCACCCUCCAAGCCACCCCCAGAGGAGCUACUCUACCAACGCCGCAACGUCGUCCCACCCGCACAGUGGCUUCACGAGGCCGUCCUUUUCGCAGCGCUCGCAGACGCGCGUGCAUCGUGGACCGCAGUUCAUGUCGCCGUCGUCGCGCGAGGACAAUGAGGAGGCGUUGCGAGCGUCCCUGACGACCUUGCUGUCAUGCGCGGCUGCGGCACGAGGAUUACCAAAGCCCAAGGAAGAGGCAGAGGCCCAACGGAUAGCGAGGAACGGCGUGGGACCGAGUAAUCAGCUCAUGGAUCUGCGUCUCGUCCCUGAGUCUGAGUUAAUGGGCGAGGGUGAGCCAGCGCUGCAGGCCGUGGGCGACUCGUCGCGUAGAAAGAGAUCUUCGCCCGCGCGAUCACCCUCGCGGAACAAUGGGAGCUCGGGCAAGGUGAAGAGAAGCUCCUCGGCACGGGCCUCCAAGAAGAAGAAGACGGCCGUGGUCGAGGAUGAGACGUUUGUGUCACCCACGCUACUUACCUGGGUGGUGAGCGCGGGUGUCGUGGUGCUCGUGUCCGUCGUGGGCUUUGGUGCAGGGUACGUGAUUGGGAGGGAGGUUGGGCGUCAGGAGGGUCUCUCUGCUUCGGUGGGCGGCGUCAACGACACGGCAUCGUGCGGUCGGGAGGCGAUCCGGGGGUCCUCUGGAACCCUGCGACGAUUCAAGUGGAGCAGCGUGGGGAAGAGUAUUGUGGCCUGA
This is a messenger RNA of Emericellopsis cladophorae, 1125 nucleotides long. RefSeq lists its product as uncharacterized. The coding region runs from base 1 to 1125 and encodes 374 amino acids. The transcript is spliced from 2 exons. NCBI's taxonomy places the organism in Eukaryota, Fungi, Ascomycota, Sordariomycetes, Hypocreales, Bionectriaceae. The record is from RefSeq and is a predicted model, not a curated record.